AUGGCACAUUUGCAAUAUCUACCGGGAGACCCACGUUUGGUCGAUCAAUUGGUUUGCGAGCUGAAAUCCAAGGGUAUAUUCGAUCAAUUCCGAAAAGACUGCAUCGCAGAUGUGGAUACCAGGCCAGCUUAUCAAAACUUGAGGCAGCGAGUUGAGAGCUCCGUUGCUUCCUUCCUUGCUCGGCAAACAUGGAAGCCAGACCUUAACAAAAAUCAGCUUCGAGAGAAGCUUCGGAAACAUUUACUUGAUGCUAACUACUUGGAACAAGGAGUGGAAAGAAUAGUUGAUCAAGUUGUAAAUCCUAAAGUGGCUUCAGUCUUCAUACCUCAAGUAGAAGACCUUGUGUACAACUACUUAGGUAUUCCAAGAAAGAAACCAGCAGAAACUGCUGAAACUUCCAAUGGAAAAGUCGUGGAUCUGUUACCAACAGAUUUGGAGGCUGUCAGCCCGGGUUCAGUUAAAAGUAAUGAUGAUAAAAGUGAAGCAAUGGACAUUUCUGUUACAAAAGACGAAAAAAUGGAAAUUGAUAACCAAACUAUAGAAGUCAGAGAUGAUUCAACAAUAUUUGAAACUAUUGGCAAAGAAAAAGAAGAAUCAAGACUAUCAGGAAUCAGUGAAUUGACUAUACACGAUUCUGACUCUGCCAGUAUUGAUAAAAGUACUAUACCAUUACCAGCUGAAGAAAUUAAAUUGGAAAAUAUACCUGCUCCGGAAUGCAGCCCGCCGAAUAUUAAAAAUAAAAAAAUUGAUCUUGAAAAGAUAGAUUUACCAAAAGAACCUAAUUUGUCUACAGACAUACCACUGCCAGAUGAAAUGCCUAAAGUAGAAAAAGAACUGUUAUUUAACCCAUUAACGUUAAACAGUGAAGAUGAUGACGAUUCCAGUUCCGAUUCGUCGUUACGUAGAAACAUGUCGCCUUUGACUCCAAUAAGAAACUUUGACAACGAAAAUUCAUGUGAUGCACAACAAGGUUUUGACAAUGAUUCAGAUAGUAAAAUGGAUGAGAAGAAAGAACCCACUACUUUCAGAUUUACUAUAGAAAAGUCAGAUGCUAGCAAUGAUGCUUUAAAAGUAGAGAAGAAAGAAACUGAACCCAUUUCUAACCAAACUGAAGUGUACCAAUUCAGUAACCAAAUAGAUGCGCAUACAUUUAAUACACCACUUUAUGACGACAGUUCAAAUAGUCAUAACUUGCAAAUAGAUUAUGAAAGUGAUGCUAAUAGUAAAACUGUUACAGAUAUAAAACUUCCUGAAGCAGAUCAGAAUUCUGGAGAUUCAAACAAGAAAGAGAAGAAAGAAGAAAAACGGAGUAGUCAUAAGAGUUCGCACAGAUCUAGAGAUUCAUCUAAGCAUUCUAGCAGCAAAGAUAAGAAAUUUGAUCCAAAACAUUCGAACUCUAGAGACAGUAGUAGACAGUCCAAGGAUGACAAAAAAUUUAAAGAUGAUAAAUCUAAGUCUAGCCACAAAGAAAGAUCAAGUGAUAGAACAGAAAAAAAAGAUAGUAGAGAUUCGUCUAAACAGAGAAUUUCGAGCUCGCACAAAAGUUCGAAUUCUAAAGAUAAAGAUUCAAAGCAUGGAACCUCGAGAUCUAGCAAACAUUCGAGUAGUAGUAAACACGAUGAUAAAAAGUCAUCAUCGAGUAAAGAAAAAGAAAAGUCAGAUAAAUCGUCUGACAGGAGCUCGAAAGAUAAAAAAGAUUCGAAAGAUAGAGAUUCAAAAUCAAGUUCUCAUCGUUCAGAUAAAGAUAAAAAGAGCAGCAGUAAAAGUAAAGAUGACAGAGAUAAAGAGAACAAAGAAAGAAAAGAAAAGAAAUCAGCUGAUGACCAUUACAGUCUUUCAGGGAGGGGAAAUCCAAAUCGUAGGUCUACUGACAGAGAUUCAAAUGAUGGUAGUUCAUCUUCAAAAGGAUCUCACAAUCCAUCCAAUAAUAAAUCCUCGGAAAGUAGGAAUGACAAUAAAGGAAAUUCCAAAUCUGGUAAUACAUCAUCUAGUGGAGAUUCAACAAGUCCUAGUGAUAGUGUAGGAGUUAUGGAAGCUAAACCCAUAUCACAGAAUAAGGCUAUAAGAGUUGAUAGUCAUUUGGAAGUGCCAGUAUCUACACCAGCUAGAUUACCUUUCGUGCCCGACGUAACUCUUAAAAAACCGAAAUUUGCCGCUAAUUUGGAAGAAGCAAAAAAAAUGAUUAAGAUGAGGAAGUUCUUAGAAGAAGAGCAGAAAAGAAUGAAUCAAGAAGCUGCUUUACUUCUUGAGUUUCAGGCGAAUGUUAGACCGAGUCUUAGUCAAGUGUACUCCAGUGUACCUGGACCAGAACUGGAAUUUGCUUGUGUCUCUAAUACUGUGCAACCUACCCAUACUCAAGUACUUAUUUUAGAGGAUAACACAUCACAAAAUGUUAUCCAAGAUAAUAAUAUAGGAGAAAUAAUAACUGAGAAUGAAAAUAUGGAGGGAAACGCUAAAGUAGAAAUUGACGAACGACACGAUGCAAUAGCUGAAACUCUUUUUGCAAUGCACCAGGAUGGAAAUACUAAAAUGUCUGAAUAUCAAGAUGGUGACUCGCAAGAUAAUGUGGUAAAAGACGAAUUUGUAGAACAGAGCAAUGAAGCCGUAAUUGAAACUUUGUCUAAAGGGGGAAUUAAAUGUGAAGACAAAAUUACCAUUACAGUACCUGAAAGUGAUUGUGCUAUUAGAGGUGAAUAUAAAGAAACAAGUACAUUACAAGAAAAGAGAUUAAAAGAAUUUGAAGCUCAAGAGACACAUAAAAAACACGAAGACUCGUCAGAUGUCGAAUGUAUUACAGCUAUAGAAGUUUCUGAUAAUAAAGAAACAGAAAUCCAUCGAAUUAUUCAACAAGAAUUGAAGUACUUUGCGGAUCACGAAAAAUUCACAGCAGAAAUUGAAAGAGACAAGUUCAACAAGUUCUACCUGCAAUUUAAAGCUCAAUUCACAAAUAAAAUGUAUUUAGUAAAUUGUGAUACUUAUGAAGAAAAUAUUGUAAGGGAAGUAGCAAAGAAUUUCGGAGAGUUUGAAAUAAUUAAUUAUAUUAAAAAUGGACACUUGAAGUUACCCAAAGGCGGCAGAAACAUUAUCAAAAAUGUUAAUUUAGCUAAUGAAAUAACGUUACCCACUAACACAGAUGAAUUUGAAGAUCGUUCACCAGUGUUCAGUCCAGUUAGAUCUGAAUGUUCUUUUGAAUUAUCCAGUGACUAUGAUGCUAAAUUAGAAGAAAUGGUGAUUAAAACAUCCAGGCAGGAAAUAAUGGAGAUUAUACUUGGUAGUGCUGUUGAAGACUCAACUACAAAGUUACCAGAGAUAAACUAUUGUAUGGAUUCCAAUAUAGAAAGUGAGGAUACUUUGAAGAGGAAAUUCAGCGAGGUGGAGAGCAGUGUUAAUAAUAAUAUGCAAGUGCUGACACCUAAUAAGCAAAGGAAGUUGAGCGAAACUGAUCAGAUCUCGUCUACCACAGAAGAAAACACUGAAACCUCAAACAACAACAAUACAAGGUCCAAAUUUUUGGGAAAAGCACGCAGAGUUGGAUUGCCACGACCUAAGAGAAGUACUCUACCAAAUAGCCCAUCAAGCGAUAAGUCAGUGGAAAAUUACGAGCAAAACGCCCCUACCCCGAACGGCAAACUCAAAACUACACCGCGCACUAAAGUGCAACGUUUCAGAAGUGUUAAAUUCGCGUUGCACAUGGUCCACGUAGGUGGACAUAGGUGAACCACGGGAAGCAAUAAUUGCCUGUGAUCCACCGAGGUGAACCAGUCAGGUGAUCCACGGGAAGCAAUAAUUGUCCCUGGUCCACCGAGGUGAACCAGUCACGUGAACCACAGGCAAGAAGCGCAAUAACGCUUCAUAUAUGGAAUAAUAAUCUAUAUCAGUUUUUUACUAUUAUUUUAUUAAAAAUAAUAAAUUAUUGUGGCCCUACUACGAAGUUACUAUGUUAAUAUAGAAAGUAGAUAUUAAAUUAAUGAUUUCAUUUUGUUAAAACUUAGUUUUUCAAGUUCUGGAAUUGUUUCCUUAAAAAUCAUUUUUAACUACUUCACAAAAAGAAGCUUCUUAUCCGACUGUAUUUUUUGUGUACGUUACGAGAUACUUCGACAUUUGCCAACCGAUUUGAUGAUUCUUUUUUUGUUAGAAAGGGGGUAUCUCAGUAGUGAUCCCAUUUAAGUUUGAAGAAAAUAUUCCAUCUCUAAGGAAGGCAAAUUAAGGAAUGAAUCAGGUUUAUUGGAUUACACUCACUGUCAGUUAAUCAAAUUUAAUAAAACUUAGAUUACAAAUAAAUGUAAUUCCACACACUUUUAAGGUCGGUUUUUUUUUCAUAAAAAAAGUUAAAAUUUACAAUAUUUUCAUGUAGGUAAAAUGUCGAGAGAAAAUAUAUGUCAAAUUGUAUUCAGUUGAAAAUACCCUUUCAUGUUUGUUUCCACUGACGCUGAGUCAAGGCAAUGCAUGUAAGUACGAUCCAAAUUUGAAAGUAAGUGGGCAGACUUCAGUAAGAGCAAAUCUUAUUUAUCUGUGAAAGUAUAGUUAAUUAAUAUUAAAAUAUAUUAAAAUUGUCUAUAUUUUGUCCUUACAGGUAUAUAAAAUAAAACA
This is a messenger RNA of Hyposmocoma kahamanoa, 4590 nucleotides long. It is a transcript of the gene BOD1, whose product is annotated as biorientation of chromosomes in cell division protein 1-like 1. Bases 1 to 3717 code for a protein of 1238 amino acids. NCBI's taxonomy places the organism in Eukaryota, Metazoa, Arthropoda, Insecta, Lepidoptera, Cosmopterigidae. The transcript is spliced from 6 exons. The record is from RefSeq and is a predicted model, not a curated record.